This is a messenger RNA of Williopsis jadinii, 1437 nucleotides long. RefSeq lists its product as uncharacterized. The record is from RefSeq and is a predicted model, not a curated record. The transcript has a single exon. The coding region runs from base 1 to 1437 and encodes 478 amino acids. NCBI's taxonomy places the organism in Eukaryota, Fungi, Ascomycota, Saccharomycetes, Phaffomycetales, Wickerhamomycetaceae.
AUGAGACACUUCUCCCAGCACACUGUUGUUGAUGAUGAGCCUCGAGACCCCGUGAUUAACCUCGAAAGAGCAAGAGACCUAUUUGCCGACAAGCAUGGACUCUACUCUAAGAUAGCACUGCUCACGGAACGCCUGAAGUUCCCGGAUACCCCCAUCCGAAUUGGUCUUCUCGGCGCCAAAGGCUCUCUGUUGAAUUCCAUAUUGGCCGACCCAUUUGCAUCAAACCAGUCCUGGUACGAACAAUUCCAGUUGAGAUCCCACGAGGACGAUGUCGUUGUGAAGUUCAGCCAUUCCUUUGAACAAUCAGGAAAUGUUUAUAACGUUCCUUCUCCGUUCCUAAGUGAGAGGAACUUGGAAUUCGUCGAGUUGAAACAUUUGAGUCCAGCAGAGGACGGCUGUCAUUGCUACAUCAGUUUCCAGAAUGGCGUGCCUUUAGACACGCAGAGCUGGCCAGUGUAUCAAUACGUUGAUAUUCCAAACAAUGAUCUCGGGAAUCCACCACCUCUGGCUCAGAACGAGGUGUGUUCCGAGAUUUCGCAGAGCGCAGUGGACCUUCUAAUCGAGUCACCGCAGAAUGCUACCAUCUAUACUAAGCUGUAUGGAGAAUCUCAUAUAUCUGAGUUCAUCAAGCUGAUUUCAGCUAUAUCUGAGCCGUACACCGUCAUUUCAAAGCUCUACAACUCUGUGAGAAAGAACUUGGACGAACAGAAUGCGGUUCAUUCAAUGACGGUCGAUGAACUGUCGCAAAGGGAUGGAAAGAUCCGUAAAUUCAUCUCACAAUGGGACGAAGAAUCACACCAUGAAUUGCAGACGAGCUUCAAGGCUCAUGUCAAUGAAUAUGAGGCGAGACAGUUACCCUGGUGGAAAUUGUACUACAGAGCAGACGACGUGCAGGCUAUCUUUGCCGAAAUGUUGAAAGAUGGAAUCCUUACUGAUUCGCUGAAGAACUAUAGCUACGUAAAGGGACAGAUAGACUCCUUCACGAGUUUCCAAUUGGAGGAGAAGCCACAUUUCCGUUCAAAACUGGAGGCACUCGACCAUAACGAACUGACAACUCUCAAGAGAAACGUUAUACAGACGGAUCUUCUUCAGCUACAGAACAGAGCUGUAAAGAUAAUCAUGUUAAACGUUCUUACACUCCAAUUACCAUUUGUGCUAUUGGCCAUCCCUGGCUCCAUAGUCUAUGACUUCUCCACCUAUUCGAUGGUUGGGCUGGCCUCAUUAGGCAUCUUCAUGGGGUUCAACAGGAUCUCCAGAGAGUGGUUGAGAGAAGUUGAGAGCUUCAAACAAGACCUCUUUGAAAAGACCAGAUUAGCAAUCCUUGAUGUCAAUAGAAGCCUGUAUGAAGAUUGGGCUUUUAAAUAUGAAGAAGAGAGAACACUCAUAUACAAGAGACAGCAAGCCAUUGAAGCACUUGAAGAGGACUUGGGGUUAUGA